CUUCCGGGUCAGCGGCGGCGGGGGAAGCGGCGGCACCGGGCCCGCUCGGCGCGGCCAUGGGCGGUGCAGGCGCUGUCGGGCUGCGAAGGCUUUAGUGGAACUAGGAGCGCAGGAACGGGAGUGCGUGAGGCGCGACCUUCAGUCGGGACACCUGGAGCUGCUCAGCACGGCCCGGUGCGGGGCACCCAGCUCAGCCCGGUGCGGGGCACCCAGCUCAGCCCGGUGCGGGGCGCCCACCCAGCCCGGUGCGGGGCACCCAGCCCGCCCAGCCCGGUGCCCGCAGGGCAGCACCAUGUUCGCGAAGCUGAAGAAGAAGAUCGCGGAGGAGGCAGCGACCGCCCCCCGGCCGGGCGGGACCGGCCGCAUCCCGCGCUCUGUCAGCAGAGAGUCCGUCACCUCCGCGGGAGCAGACUCCGGCGAUGACUUUGCUUCAGAUGGGAGCAGCUCUAGGGAGGAUCUUUCAUCCCAGUUGUUCAGACGAAAUGAACAAGUAAGGAAACUGGAGGUCAAGCUGUCUGAUUAUGCUGAUCAGAUCCGAAACCUGCAGAAGAUAAAAGAGAAGCUUGAAAAUGCAUUAGAAAAACAUCAGGAUUCCUCCAUGAGGAAGUUUCAGGAGCAGAACGAAGCUCACCAGGCCAGUCGAGCCAAGAUGGCUGAGGGAAUGGCUUUGGCCUUGGAAAAAAAGGACCAGGAGUGGAUGGAAAAACUGGGUCAAGUUGAAAAGGAAAAAAAAAUGCUUGAAACCCAGUUACAAGAAAUGAGGGAGCAGAGUUUGAACUUCUUUCAAAAAAGAGAUGAAAUUGAUGAGCUGGAGGGCUUUCAACAGCAGGAAAUUGCCAAAGUUAAACACAUGCUUUUGAAAAAGGAAGAAUCUCUGAGCAAAGCAGAGCAGGAGCUGGAGUCGUGCACCCGGGAGCUGACCCACACCAGGGAGGUGCUGCAGGACAUGGGCAGCGAGUCUGCAGCCCUCAGGAGGGAUCUGCAGGAGCUGCAGCAGCAGUUCUUGGAGCUGGAGGCACAGAGAGAUGAACUAAUGACAGCUGAGACAAAUGCAGAAAAUAAGAUCACUGCUCUGGAAUUAAGAGAACAGGAGCUACAAACUGUCAUUCAGCAGCUUUCUGUAGACUUACAAAAUGCUCGAGUUGCUGGUUCUGGUUGUGAGAAGAGACUGGAAAUGUUACAGGCAGAGCAUCAAUCUCUGAAGGUGGAAUAUGAACAGCACAGGCAAAAGAUGACUUUGGAAUUAGUUGAGAGAAAUGAACUGACAGAACAGCUGCAGGAAAAGGUGUCUUCCUUGGAAAAGAAGCUAGAAAGAAAUCUUUCAGGGGAUGAACAUGUGCAGGAGCUACUCAAGGAGAAAACUGCUCUUGAGCAGAAGCUGGAUGAAACCAGGCAGCAGGUACUGACAGACAGGACACAUCACGCUGAGGCUGUGAACCACUUGGAAACACAGAAUAAAGAACUGGAACAGAAACUACAGAUUGCAACAGAAGCCCUGAAGAAGAGCAAAGAAGCAGCUGCUGAGCAGGAUCUGAAGAUCCAGAAGUUGCAAACUGAUCUAGAGGAUGAAAGAAGUAAACUACAGCAGCAGAUUUUAAGUGAGAAGCAUCAGUAUGAUCAGAAGGUUACUGGGCUGGAGUCUCAACUUGCUGCUGUUAAAGCAGCUUGGGAAUUUGAUAGAACAGCUGCUCAGAGCAAGAUUACUCAUUUGGAAAAGGAAAAUGAAAAUUUUAAUGGAAUCAGAGAAGAGUAUGAGAGCUCUCUGAAAGAACAAGAGUCUGAAUUGCACAGGCUCAAGAAUGAGUUGAGCAGCAGAGAGACCGUCAGUGUCGAGAUUGCCAAAGCGCUGGAGGAGACACGCAGACAAAGAGAGGAGUUGCAGCAGCAGGUUUCACAUCUUGCUUCCGUGAUAAAGGAAAAAGAGCAGCUGAUUGAUGAAAAAAGUGAUAUGCUUCUAAAACAGAAAGAAGAACUAAACCAACUCAGUCAAGAUCAUGAAGCUGUCUUGCUGCAGGUGCACCAGUUGCAGUCUGACCUAGAAGCAAGCAACAGCCAAGCAGUGGAGAGGGAAGAAAUGGCAAGAAAGGAAAUAGAGGAACUGAAGCUGCAGGUACAGGAGGGCCUGUUGGCCAGAGAACAUGACAAAAAAGUUUCAGAUCUAGAGGAAUCCAGAGCCUUGACCAAGCAUUUCCACUCUCCAGAAGACCAUGUGGUGGAACAGAAUGGAGAGGUAGCAGCUGCAGAUGCCAGUCAACUUCAGAAGGACAACAGAGAGCUGGAACAGCAAAUUGCUGAGAAAAACAAGAUGAUAAAGCAGCUACAGCAAAGAAUGACAGAACUCAAGAAAACCCUCCAGAAAGAGCUGAAAAUAAGGCCUGACAUUGAUGUCCCUGAAGUUCGUGAAAAAGCAAAUGCUGAAGUGCCUAAUGCUUCUGUGACUGUCACAAACAACUCUGAUUUAAAUGACUCCAGGGAGAUAAACUUCGAAUACCUUAAACAUGUUGUACUAAAAUUCAUGUCCUGCCGGGAAUCUGAGGCAUUCCAUCUAAUUAAAGCUGUGUCUGUGUUGCUGAAUUUUUCACAAGAGGAAGAAAACAUGCUUAAAGAAACUUUGGAGUACAAGAUGUCGUGGUUCGGGUCAAAGCCAUCUCCCAAGGGCAGCAUCCGGCCGUCCAUCUCCAGCCCGAGGACACUGUGGCCUUAAGGGAACCUGCAAAUGGGCACUCAGCAUCUAGCCACUUUUUUCUGUGAAAAGAACACUGAACACACUCAUUCAGGUGUGUCUUAAUCACUGUCAUUGCAGUAUUUUGUACAAGAACCUUUGACACUGUUUACAAAAGUAAUACUGUGCAAGGAGAAAUUGUCACUACAAAUGGACACCAUCCCUUCUGGGUUGGAUGGGGACCAUUGUCUUUGUGGUCUCUUCACAGAGGUCAGCUCCUUGUGCUCAUCAAUUUUGUUUUCUUGGCACCAAAGGCUCGUGCCAACCUCACUGGUGGGGGCCUGGCAGUGCCAGCUUCUGACACGUGCAUCUGCUGUGAUGGUGAUUCCAGCAUCUGGGCAGUGCUGGGCUGAGGGACUCCAGGCACAGAAAAGCUUCCUUGCCUCCCUGUGCAAAGCAAGCAGUGAAAAUAAGUGUUGGCAGUGCUGUGUUGAGUUUCUGACAGUUUGAAAAGCUUUUCAAAGAACGGGAGCAGGAGCUUUAACCAAAAAAGAAAUCUGCCUUGCCUUGUGAUACUAAUAGUUUGUGUUUUUUUCAUAUCACUGUGUAUUUUAAGGUGCAUAUAUCCUGGCUUGCAGUCCUGAAGGCUGCAUGUUGAUGAUGAUUAUUUAAUUUGAGAGCACAACUUUAGAGUUGUCUGAUUUUACUUUUCUUAAAGAAAAAUAAUAUUUAAAAUGGUCUUAAUUAUAGUACCUAAUACUCAGUCGCCUUUAAAACUAAUCUGUUAGCCUUGUACCAUAGGUUGUUAGCUUUGGGAAAAAGGGGUAGUAAACCAUUUUAAAUUUUUAAAGCUGAAUUCCAGGUAUUGUAAAUGCACACUGAGAAUACCUUUUAUUUAAAAAGAUAACAAUAAUCUAGUGACAAAGGUUGAAGAAUAUUGGUACUAAACACUCGAUAUUUUUCUUUUUCUUCUGAGUCUGCUAGCAACAAAUCUUCAUGACCAGUAUCUGCCUCUUUGGUUGUGGUUUUCUGUACUUCAAAUACUGAUGCUUUAAAAACUGUUAUGAACAUCUAGUGGGGCUGUUAACUGUCUCCUAACUACGUGGUAAAAGAAAUUCUGCUCAUGAGGGUUUUGGUUUUACGGGCAAAAUUCAACUCUUAAUUAAUAAAUCUAGGUUUCAGCAGUUUGUUUUUCUUCCUCCUUAAGAAAAGGGGACCAAGUUUGCACUUGCCUCACAGAGUUGAAGCACAAGUUUGCCUGUAGUUAUUACCAGCACUGUGAAAUCUUUCUGAAAAUGGUAAGCAGCAGUAAGCCUGACUUCUUAAAAAUGGGGCAUAUUUUUUAAAAACAACAUGUGUAUGGAAUUCAGUGAGCAGGCUGCUAUUAUGGCAGCUCUGGUACGAUGAGGUUUGUGCUACUGACAAUUAUUUUAUUAAAUAUCUUCAAGAAAAUGCAGCCUGUCCUCCAGUGGAGAUAGUCACUGUUCAGGUUUUACCUUUGCUGACAGGGCUCUGAAGGACCUUGGUGGUGGCAGCUGAGACUUAAGAGUCACAGCUCGUGAGCAGCUCCUUGAGCUGCUCCCUGCUCCACACACACUCCUGCUGUGGUGGAGAUUGAGUCUCCUGCCCCAUCAGGUCAGGUAGCAGAGCUGUGAUGGUGCUGCAGAGCUGUCCCUGAGCUGGCCUCCCAGGCUGUGUUAAUCAGCCACAUCCCAGACACAGGUCCCUGCAGCAGCUCUUGGCUGAGCACAAAGGACACUCCUCAGUUUAGAGCUAGGUUGUAUUUAUUUGAAGUUAAGAAAACCAAGAGGACCUUUUUAGGACACUAAAGAGCCCAAACAGUCUGUAGUAACCUGAUUCAUGGCACUUAAUGUUACCAGAGGGGAAGUUUAUGAGAAGAGUACAACUCUGCUCCAAGAUGAAAACAGACAAUCAAAAUAGAUUUAUAUCAGUUGUUUCCCUACUGAAGCAAAGCAGGGGCAGGAUAUAACCCUGUUGGUUCUGGCAAGAUUUUAUUCUCCAAGGUCUUUUUCUUUAGAAUGUCCCUUUGCCCUGGCCUGUUUCUGUGGGACCCAAGAGCAGGGGACAGGAUUCCCUCUGCUCCUCCUGAAUGCCUAAUUGGUUUACCUUGAUCCUGGCUUGAGAGGUUACUGCUGGACAGUCAGAGCAGUACAAAACAGCCUGGAAUAGAGAGUGACAACAUAGAAUCUUAUCUAUUCAUUAACACAACUUCAGUUUAAGAUUCCAAAGCUCAUACAGGAUGAACUUGCCACAAACUUGUUCUUAAGUGUUGAAUUUUCUUUAGCUGUCAGAGCAAAAAUGGUGUGUAUACAUACAUUAAAAAGUUAAUGCACUUUCCCUUGUAUAAAAAAGUGGUAUAUAUCAUCCUUUCUAUGGCUGUUGGAUUUCUUUCCUUCUAUGCUGUAAAUAUGGAUUGUAUUAUGAAACACUAUGAAAUUUGUGGUGCAAUACAUUUUGGAUCAAAACCCUAA
Apus apus (common swift) is the source of this 5154-nucleotide messenger RNA. It is a transcript of the gene GOLGA1, whose product is annotated as golgin A1. The record is from RefSeq and is a predicted model, not a curated record. The transcript has 23 exons. NCBI's taxonomy places the organism in Eukaryota, Metazoa, Chordata, Aves, Apodiformes, Apodidae. The coding region runs from base 293 to 2704 and encodes 803 amino acids. Gene Ontology annotation, cellular component: Golgi apparatus.